Messenger RNA from Cuscuta epithymum, 1938 nucleotides. Lineage: Eukaryota; Viridiplantae; Streptophyta; Magnoliopsida; Solanales; Convolvulaceae. The record is from the annotation of a GenBank genome assembly.
CCGACCUGCAAAAUUAGGUAAAAACACAUAUUCAGCUAUGGCGGCCGUCAUUUUAAAGCCUCCGGCAAUCAAUUCCAGACUUGCCCGCCACAUAUAUUGCAAACUAUAUAAGUAGCUAAGCCUCACAAGGCCAGCUUGCCCCCACCCCCAUAUAUAUACCCGGAGAUGGCCGCCGCAGCUUGUGCCACACCAACUACCAAAUUUCAAAUCCAUUGUUUCUCCCUUGAUACGAAUUCCGCAUCAUCAUCCUCCCAAACCCAUCGCGGGCUGAUCAAUUUUAGGAAGACCCAUUUGGGAUUUCGGCCGGAAUGGGCGGUAGGAGGCCGUUUGUCGCCGGCAUUGGUUGGCGGCCGGAGAUCUACCGGGCGGAUUGAUUUCAGAGAUGGUGAUAAUGGCGCGAUGCAGGGGCGGAAGAGCAGAGGAGGGGGCGAGGUGAGGUGUGCUGCGGAGGGGAUAGAGAGGUUGAUGGGGAGAGCAUCCGCCGCCGCCGCCGCUGAUGGACGCCACCGGGUGAUGAUACCGGAGAGGUACAAAGUGGUGGCGCUGGUGGCCUGUGUAAUGGCGUUGUGCAAUGCUGACCGGGUCGUGAUGUCCGUCGCCGUCGUUCCGUUGGCGGCUAAACAUGGCUGGACCAAUUCGUUCUUGGGCGUUGUUCAGUCAUCAUUCUUGUGGGGAUACAUAUUUUCAUCUAUGGUUGGAGGAGCAUUGGUGGACAAGUAUGGAGGAAAGAAAGUCAUUGCAUGGGGUGCAACCCUUUGGUCACUAGCAACUCUUCUAACUCCACUGGCAGCAAACCACUCCACGCUCAGUCUCUUAGCUAUUCGUGCCUUCUUUGGAUUUGCCGAGGGAGUAGCUCUUCCUUCCAUGAACACCCUUUUGUCCAGGUGGUUUCCAAGUGAUGAACGCGCAACCGCAGUAGGAUUAUCUAUGGGUGGCUUCCAUCUUGGGAAUGUGGUGGGAUUAAUGAUAACUCCUUUAGCAAUGUCAUCAAUGGGUAUUUCUGGCCCUUUCUUCCUCUUUGCUACUCUUGGGCUUCUCUGGCUGAAUGUGUGGGUGUUCCGGGUCACUAAUGAUCCACACCAAAGCAAUUCUAUCACAAAGGCAGAAUUGAGAAUGAUUCAAGCUGGCAAAUCUGAUUCUUCUGUGGUUAAGGGAAACAUCCCCACUUUGAGGAUCCUCCUUUCUAAAAUGCCCACAUGGGCCAUUAUAUUUGCUAAUAUCACCAACAAUUGGGGAUAUUUUGUUCUUCUUUCCUGGAUGCCAGUAUACUUCAAAACUGUUUUCGAUGUGAACUUGAAGCAAGCAGCUUGGUUUAGUGCUGUACCAUGGGCAACAAUGGCAGUGUCAGGCUAUGUUGCCGGGGCUGUCUCUGACUUCUUAAUUAAAGCUGGAUACUCCAUAACAUUUGUCCGUAAAGUGAUGCAGACUAUCGGCUUCAUUGGCCCCGGAGUCUCAUUGCUGUGUUUGAACUUUGCCAAGACACCCAAGGUUGCAGCCACACUGCUUACAAUAGCUCUGAGCUUUAGUUCCUUCAGCCAGGCUGGAUUUUUAUUGAAUAUGCAAGAUAUUGCACCGCAGUGUGCCGGAUUUCUUCAUGGGAUCUCAAACUCGGCGGGAACAAUGGCGGCGAUAGUCAGCACUAUCGGGACAGGAUUUUUUGUUCAGUGGCUGGGAUCUUUCCAAGCAUUUUUGACACUCACCGCUUGUCUUUACUUUGUCACAGCCAUCUUUUGGAACCUUUUUGCCACUGGAGAGAGAGUGUUUUAACCAUUUUUUUCUUUCUAAUCUAUUAUUCAGUAGCAUAAUACUCCUAUAUCAGAUGUAUGUGGCAGCAAGAACAAAUGAAAAAUGUACAGAGUCAGUAUGAAUGGCGUUUGUGUCUGUAUGUAAAAAAGAUGAUAGAAAUCAUAGAAUAAAAAGUUAAUUAAUCCUUUUGCA